AUGGAAUGGAAGCCCUAUUGAGAGUAAUGCUAGAGGGCUGAGAGAGCAGAGUACUGCGUAGAGCUAUUACAUCCACAUACAGCCAUUGCAGUACAUUCACUAUCCAGACAAGACAGCGGUUAAGUGUCAGCUUGUAGACAUUUCAAAGUCUGGGGAUAUUUAGGCAAAGAUGGGGAAGGAUCCAACAAAACCAAGAGGCAAAAUGUCGUCUUACGCAUACUUUGUCCAAACCUGCCGAGAGGAGCAUAAGAAGAAACACCCUGAGGCAACGGUCAACUUCUCUGAGUUUUCCAAAAAGUGCUCCGAGCGAUGGAAGACUAUGUCAGGCAAGGAAAAGGGGAAGUUUGAAGAUAUGGCCAAACAAGACAAGGCCCGUUACGAGAGGGAGAUGAAGAACUACAUUCCACCCAAAGGCGAGAAGAAAAAGAGGUUUAAGGACCCUAAUGCUCCCAAGAGACCCCCGUCCGCCUUCUUCAUUUUCUGCUCCGAGUUCCGAUCCAAGGUGAAAGAAGAGACCCCUGGUCUGUCUAUUGGAGAUGUGGCCAAGAGACUGGGUGAGAUGUGGAACAAAACAUCAGCUGAGGAUAAGCAGCCAUUUGAGAAGAAGGCAGCCAAGCUUAAGGAGAAGUAUGAGAAGGACAUUGCUGCCUAUCGUUCUAAAGGCAAAGUGGUAGGAGGUGCAGCCAAAGCCCCUUCUAAGCCGGAAAAGGUUAACGAUGAUGACGACGAUGAUGAUGAAGAUGAGGAGGAGGAUGAUGACGAUGAAGAAGAGGAUGACGAGUAGAUAAAUAACAUUUAGAGCUUAGCUUGUUGUCUAUAAAGCAUUUAACCCCCUUGUAAACUUUACUGAGGCCAUAAAAUGGGUAAAAGAAAUAAAUAAAAAAACACAAAGGCAAAAAAACAAAACCAAAAAAAAAACCAAUAAGGCUGUGUAUAUGCUUUGUUUUUAAACUGUACAGUUUCUUUUUUUCCUUUUUUGUAUAGUUAACACUACAGAGGUGUCAUCUGUGUUCGUCCGAAUGCCCCAACCCUUAAUUUAGUUCUUAGUUUAAUUCCUUAAAGAUGGUUCCAACACCACUAUCCUCGCCUGGUACAGUAAAAAAAGAAAAGGUGGGGUUGUAAAAUUGUCUUGGAGUCAGUGGAGUUUUAGAUGUGUGCAGCAUACAACCUAGUUUCAUGUGAGGUUGUAGUUCAUAUCUUAAUGUACUUUUGUUUGUUUACUUUUUUUUUUCAGAUCAAAUAUUAUCAUCAUUAGUAAAUCGCCGUAUCAAAGUUAUUUUACUGUAUUUUAAAUACCACUGUAAUUGCAGAAAUGAUUAAACAAAGUAAUUGUUUUGUUCUGUAUGCUUCUGACAUCAAUAAACUUUUUUAAAAUAAA
Molecule: messenger RNA, 1378 nt
Organism: Carassius carassius (crucian carp)
Lineage: Eukaryota; Metazoa; Chordata; Actinopteri; Cypriniformes; Cyprinidae
Product: high mobility group-T protein-like
Exons: 5
Coding region: 170-784 (204 amino acids)
Biological process (GO): regulation of transcription by RNA polymerase II
Cellular component (GO): nucleus
Molecular function (GO): DNA binding, bending
Source: RefSeq, a predicted model, not a curated record